AUGAUCUUCCUGCGCUGGGACCAUGAUGCAGAGGAAAUGAUGACCUUUGAGCUCCGGGUCCACACUACUGGCUGGGUGGCAUUUGGAUUCAGCCCUCAUGGAGAGUUGCCUGGGUCUGACAUUGUGGUCGGGGGCGUUUUCCCCAAUGGCAGCAUCUAUUUCUCUUCCUACCAGUUCCCAAAUGAAGCUGCAAUCUCCAUAGGUACACCUAUGGAUCCUCAAUACAUCCGGCUGGAAAUCCACUACAGCAAUUUUGACUUGAUACCAGGAUUAAAUGACAACUCAGGGAUACGACUCUACUACACCCCAGACCUGCGGCCAAAUGACAUGGGGGUGCUACAAACAGGGGUGUUCACCUUCCCUGUCCAUUUCAUUCCCCCUGGAGCAGAUACCUACAAAUCCUAUGGACUCUGCAAAAGCAGUCAGUUCAAUGAGAUGAAUGGGACACCUGUGCCAGAUCUGAAGGUGUUUGGCUUCUUGCUGCACACUCAUCUGGCUGGGAGAGGACUGAAAGUUGUUCAGUACCGGAAUGGUGAGCAGGUGAGGAUCAUCUGUGAGGACAAUAAAUAUGACUUCUCCCUGCAGGAAACACGGGACUUGAAGGAGGUCAUCACCAUCAAAGUGGGAGAUGAGAUCCUAGUGGAAUGUAACUUUCAAACUUUGGAUCGGACGGAGAUCACCUUCGGUGGGCCAAGUACCUUGAAUGAGAUGUGCCUGGCAUUCCUCUUCUAUUACCCUCGCAACAACAUCUCCAGCUGCAUGGGCUACCCAGACAUCCAGCAGAUUGCCUACGCACUUGGCCAGGAGGCCUCAGAUGCGAUGGAAGGAAUGAUUGCCAUGAACUAUGUCGAGUGGAACAAUGAAACCAUCAAGAAUGCAGAGAAAGCAGCCAAGGAGGCUGAUCAAAUAGUCAUGAUUAAAACCAUUGACGAGCUACAGAAAAAUGAGAGUGGCAUAAUCCGGGACAUUACAAUUUCAGAGAGUGGUCUCUGCCAUGACAUUUCUGGACACCUCGGAGUGCGGGGUUCCCAAGUCACAGCAAACCUCCAGGGGGCUGCAGCUGUGAUUUCCCAGGCUCUCAGCACUGCAGAGAUCUUGCCUCUUCCUCUCCUGUUGCUGACACAAUUGGCAUUCACCUGGCUUCUCACUUCCUCCCAGUGUAGAAUUUGAGGGGCAGAAUCUCUGUUUUGUUAUAGCAUAUAAUUAACCCAUUGAAGCCUCUACAAUUACAGUGUGGUGAUGGGAUAUUUACCUGGUAAAGCUUCUGAAAUCCCUCGCAGUGACAGGAAAUUUACCCAGCAAAGUCUCUGAAAUCACUGGGCAUGAAACUGUAUUUACCUACUAAGGUUUUUGGGAUCCCUGUUGUGAUAAAAAUGCCUUUUAGUAUAAUAUUCCUUUCUAAAUCCAGGAAAUACUGCAAUAUACUGCAGAAAAGACAGUAUUGCAAGAGGAUAAAGGCCCCCUUUUUAGACUCUGAUCUUGCCCUUAAUGUCUACUAGAGUGUUUACUCAUUCAAGGAUCCCUAGUAGCUGGGCAGUCACUUGGUAUGUAUCCACUGGCCUUUCAGUAAUCACUGUCCACCAACAGGGUAUUUACCCAAUAAACAUUCUAUAAUCAUUAUCCAGUCACAGGCUAUAUACCUAUCCAGUGUUCUGUGAUCACUAUCCAGUUAAAUGCUCUUUAGUCAACAAUCCAAAAAGUGAGUAUGAUUUACCUGUUAAAUACUCUCUCAUGUCCAGUAUCAAGGUAUUUAGCUAGUAAAUGUGCUGCAAUUGCCUCCAUUGACAGGAGGAUUAACUGGUAAAUGUUGUGUUAUCAUAAUACAGUGACAGGGUGUUUAUCAAGUGACUUUGAAGGCUCUAAACACUACAGAGGUACUGCCUGUUCCUCUCUGGAUGCACUAUCAAAAUGUGAAGACACACAAACUAUGGGAAUCCUAUGCCUGGGCAGGUAACACCUUAUUAUCACACCUAUUUUUGUUUUGUUUUUUUUAAAACUGUAAAUGUAUGUUUUCUUCCAGUGUCAAAAAGACCUCCAAAUUCUGAAAUGAAAUGUUUCUCUAAUUGCAACGCUGUGUUGAUUUUUUAAAGGGGAAGUA
Molecule: messenger RNA, 2098 nt
Organism: Mauremys mutica (yellowpond turtle)
Lineage: Eukaryota; Metazoa; Chordata; Testudines; Geoemydidae
Product: DBH-like monooxygenase protein 2
Exons: 9
Coding region: 1-1170 (389 amino acids)
Biological process (GO): octopamine biosynthetic process; dopamine catabolic process; norepinephrine biosynthetic process
Cellular component (GO): secretory granule membrane
Molecular function (GO): dopamine beta-monooxygenase activity; copper ion binding
Source: RefSeq, a predicted model, not a curated record